AUGCACCAUGGCAUGGGAGUGUCAUCGGGAGUUCGUUUCGGCAAUCAAAGUCGCACAAUGCAACCCAGAAAUGGGUUCUGCGACAAAAUUGAAAAUUACAUAUCCGAGCUUAGACAGUGGGCAGUAUGGAGGGCGAUAAUAAUGGGCCAGUUCUUAUCGGUUGUACUAUGUUUCAUGACGAUCUUCAACCAUCACAUAAAUACAAUGGAUCAAGUAUCUCUCCCCACAACACAAAAUGUACCCCACUAUGUGAUGAUGUGUCUUGUUUACACUACAUGGCUGUCCUGUAGAGGAGCAGGACACGGUUUAAUUUCCGUGAUAAGAGCAAGAGGAUGGAGAUAUCUACUUUUGGCUCUUAUAGAUGUUGAAGCCAACACUCUCAUCACUUCUUCACAUCGGUUCACAAGCCUUGCUAGCAUACAGCUGUUGGACUGUGUAGCAAUUCCAGUCGCUUUGGCACUUUCCUGUCUAGUACUCGGUGUGAGAUACAGAAUAGUUCAUAUAGUUGGUGUGUCAAUUUGUCUAAUGGGUGUGGGAUGUCUCGUUUGGGCAGGAAUUGAUGAGGAGAAAGACCCGGCAUCAACAGGAAAAAAUCAGUUAGUUGGUGACAUGCUUUGCUUGGGAGGUGCCAUUCUAUUUUCGGUUAUCACAGUUUUGCAAGAAUUAGCUGUCAAAACUGUCGAUAUCAUAGAGUACUUGGGGAUGAUCGGUUUUUUUGGCACUAUUCUUAGUUGUGCUCAAGUUGGAGUACUCGAACGAUUGCAAAUCGAAUCCUUUGGCUGGGAUAAUACUCUGACAAUUACCUAUUUGGUUGUAUACUCCAUCACCCAAUUUGUAUUCUAUUCUCUCGUACCAGUAAUUCUGUUUGAAUCUGGAGCAACGGCCUUGCAACUGGCUUUAUUGACUUCGGACUUCUGCAACGUGUUAAUUGGAAUUCUCAUCCAUCGAUAUAAGUUCCACACUUUGUACUUCCUUUCUUAUAUGCUCACCAUGAUGGGCAUUUAUAUUUAUGCGAUAAAAAGAACACCGAUGUCAUCUGGCUCACGAAGACAACGUCCGGAACCACCACCUGCCCCAGAUUAUAGUGAUAUUAUUUUAAGACACAUGUCGCAUGACACUUGCGAGGUGGAGAUGGCCACCAGUUCAGGAAUGUCAGGAAUGAGUGGAACUCUCGACAUGCGAGCAUCGACUUUGGGCAGUGAAAGAGAAAUUAUGGAUGCUACCAGUUUGCCAUUGAGUGUCAGCUCUGAUACUGCAUUUACGUCAUUUUAUGGGAGCCAAACCAAUCUGAAAGUCCCAUCGAGAUCUGGAAAAACACCUUCAAAUUCCAAUCUCAAUAAUGAAAAUGUCAUAAUGCGCUCAUCUUGAUGAUGAAGCCCUUUAUGAUGAAGAAUUCGUGUCAAAAACACAAAAAAGUCUUCCAUUGGUGGAAAUAAAAAUAUUCAAUAGAUCAAUAAACUCUUCGAAUCGCAAAUUAACUUACAAAAUUUCGAAUAUUCAAUAUUUUAAAAAUUGAAUGUUAAUUGGCAAAAGAUUUCAAAUGAAAAUCUAAUUUAAAAAAAUAAAUUAAUUGAAAACAAAUCCACCAAAGAAGACAAUGAAAAACAGACACGUUAAAACAAUCGAUAAUAAUGCUAAGCUUAUUUCUUUGACACCUUUUCUGUUUUCGAGAUUAUAACUAAAAAAAAAUUAAUUGGAUUUAGGCCUACUCGCACACCUCGAAAGACUGAACUUCAUAUAAUAAUUACACAUUCAUUCGAUUUUGUAAAAUUAAAAAUACAAAUCUUUCUUAAUUUACAUACUACAUUAACAUGUAAGACUUUUCUCGCCCAUUGGCGGCAUUCUAAAAUCUAAGAAUAAAAUUAGUAAGAUGAAUAAAUAUAAAACCAUUCUUACCUCUAAGACUAUAAUAGCUUUUGGAGGAAGAAUCGAUUAUUUAGACCAGUGUAGAUAAUAGAAGUAGAAGAGACCAUUCUACAAUAAAUAAUGAACUUACAGUAGAUAAUCAUUCAUUUAAAAUACAUACUAAAGUAUGUAAAAUUAUAAAUUUAAUUUAAUUGGUAGUUAGGACACUGUAUAUGUUAAUAAAUUAAAAUUGGAUAUAAUUAGUUUUAGCGUAUGUGUUUUUAAUUAUUGAUUAUCUACCAUAGGGUGGUCUCUCCUAUAUGGUACUAAUAAAGAAAAUCAUUUUAUUAAUUGAUAUAUUUCCAAUAUUGAAAAUUCUUUUUCUAUUAUGACAAAAUAUCUGUUUAAAUUUUUCAGAACAAGAAAUGCACUUUUAAUUCGUAAUUCAAAAAGUUUCCUAUAAAUUGUGUACAUUUUACAUCUACCCUGAUUUAAAUAGUCGAGAAUAGCUGUCAAGUAUCGACUUGUAGAAGCCAGAAAAUUGGCCUGUAUUCUUAAUAUUAUUAGUUAAUAUGGGACGACUGAAAAAUCCUAAAAAAUAAUUUUCCUGACACUUGAAAAUUUGCCAAAAAAGUAUUCAAAAUAUAAAACUCUCAAAUCACGAAAUCCCCAAAUCUAAACAGUUAAAAAAUGGUUAAAUAAUGAAAUUAUGAAUUUUUGGGUGUUUUAAAUUUUCGAUAAUUUUAUAUUUUGGAAAAUUUACAGUAUAGAGAAUUUUAUUUUUUGAGAUUAUUCACUCGGCUCUUUAGAUUCGUCAAAAUUAUCGUUUAUACGAGUAUUAAUAAUUAUACAUUGCGGCGAAAAUGUGCCAAAUUUUAAUCUCUCCAAGAAACAAUAUGCUUAAGCUGGUUUAAAAUAAUUUUAAUUCAAGAAGAAAAAAACCACUUUGGGGAAUUUGAUUGUGACAACACAGUAUUAUCUACUAAUUUUAUUGAAAUAUUUCAAAACAUAUUCUUAUUCAACUCUAACGGAAAUUCGAAACCUAGCUAGAUUAAUCAUAAGAGGAGAGAAAAAGAUUUGAGUUUGUUAAUAAUUAAUUCCUUGUACCUGAUUCUGAGAAUAUGGCCCAACAAAAAAAACCUCUUUCGUUCAAAAAAUGAUUAUAUUGCAUUUAUUUUUCUAGCUCAAUAUGUUUGAAAUAGUUAAUUAUCAAGAAAUAUCUGACCAACGGGAUUAUUAUUCAGUUAAGAAAUUCUACUUUGGUGGAAUUUAAGCUUUAAGAAAUUAUUUUUAGCAUAUGUAUUAGAUAGAUUGAGAUUUAUAUUAAUUUAUUAUUUAGGGUGGAAAAACAGAUCGUACAGUUUCUAAAGAAAAAGUGUAACCCCAUUCAGACUAAUUUUGUAAACAUUUUUACUUGCUGUUUUUUAGUAUUUUUUGUCUAGUAUCUUAGGAUGAAAUAUUAAAUAAAAUCCUACUGCUCAAAGUGGUUUGUGAUUACUGGGUCUUGCGCACUAUUAUAGCUUUAUUUUAAGGACUGUGUGAAAUGUUUUCUGAAAAUAAAUAAGACAAUGUGAA
This is a messenger RNA of Belonocnema kinseyi, 3420 nucleotides long. RefSeq names its product solute carrier family 35 member F2-like. The coding region runs from base 1 to 1368 and encodes 455 amino acids. Gene Ontology annotation, molecular function: transmembrane transporter activity. The transcript has 8 exons. Gene Ontology annotation, cellular component: membrane. The record is from RefSeq and is a predicted model, not a curated record. Gene Ontology annotation, biological process: transmembrane transport. NCBI's taxonomy places the organism in Eukaryota, Metazoa, Arthropoda, Insecta, Hymenoptera, Cynipidae.